CUAGUAAGAUAAAGGGCCAAAAGUAAAUUUUUGCCAUAAAUUUCCAAGUUCCUGCCUGCUCAAGACUCUUCGCCCACAAACUGUUCUGUUAACCAGGGAAUCCCAAGAAGUCCAGAGAAAAAGAAGAAAUGAGAGAAGCUCUGCUCCGAUUCUCUUCAGUACUAUUCUUCCUUCAUCUGAUUGAAUUCGCCUCCGCUACCGUUCUCUUGAGGCCCUACUCCGCCGUCUUCCCCGACCUUCCCGCCAAAUUCGGUCGCAAUUUGAACAGUUCGGGCAUAUGUGGAGCUCUGGUGGUGGUAGAUCCUGAGAAUGCUUGUUCUUCGCUGCGUAAUGGAGUGAGAUCCAACAGAACGGACCAGAAAAGGUUCGCGUUGAUAGUUAGAGGCGAUUGUGCAUUCGAGGAGAAAAUUCGGAAUGCGCAGGAUGGAGGUUUUGAUGCUGCAAUUGUUUAUGAUGAUAGAAACAGAGGCAGUUUGGUUUACAUGAUGGUAGACCCCAAGGAGAUAACGGUGCAUGCAGUUUUUGUUUCAAAGGCAGCUGGUGAGUUUUUGAAGGAGUAUGCUAAUGGAGAAGAAGGUGAAUGCUGCAUUUUUCCACCUUAUAAUGGGAGAGCAUGGACGGUGUUGGCCAUAUAUUUUAUCACAGUUCUUGCUAUAACAGUUUUCCUUGUGAUAACCUUUUUAACUCCACGAAAUUGGUUGAAUUGGCAUGGAAGAGAUCAUUUUUGUCGAAGUGUGGAUAGUAGGAUGGUGGAACGUCUUCCCCGCUUUGCAUUCAACUCUGCCCAUUUUAGUCAAAACCGCAUUGGAGAAACUUGUGCAAUUUGCCUUGAGGACUACAAGGAUGGGGAAGUUGUUAAAGUUCUCCCCUGUCAACAUGAUUUUCAUUCAGGAUGUGUGGACUCAUGGCUGACUAAGUGGGGGACAUUCUGCCCAGUAUGUAAACUCGAUAUGACAUCACAAUUAGCAUGUUCUGAGGUCAAGAGGGCAAUGCAGCAUUAGCGUCAGUAAUUAAGAACCACCAUUCGACUUGCCUUUAAGUGCAGUAUGCUAUCUGCUCCCUAAGGGCAUCCACUGUAGAAUAUAUUUUCUAUUCCCUGCACUAGAUGGACACACGUCUGAUAUUUAUUUUGUCUUCUCGUCUCAUAGACCCAGAAAAGGGGGUCCAGGAUAAUGCUGAGGUAGGUUUUGAUGUGUGAAAGUCACCAAUUGCUCCUAGCAACAGUCUCCAACAAAGUUCCUUCAAACUAAACUAAUCAGUUGAGCACCAUCUAAAUUAUUGGGGGAAAAUCUGCCAAUGAUAAAACCCCAUUUGAAACCCUUGUAGAUAGCUGCUACUUAGCUGAGUUAAAUUGGGAUGAAAAUUCUCAAGCCUUGUGAUGUAUAUAUGUAGCACUUAGUUCAACAUUAAAGGUUGACUAUUUUA
Molecule: messenger RNA, 1425 nt
Organism: Rubroshorea leprosula
Lineage: Eukaryota; Viridiplantae; Streptophyta; Magnoliopsida; Malvales; Dipterocarpaceae
Source: the annotation of a GenBank genome assembly